GCCAAGAUGGCGGCGCCCGGGACAGACGCCGGAGAGUUUGAAAGGUGGCUAAAUGAUCGCCUGGACGCGUUAGAAGUGGAUCGUGAGGUGUAUGGGGCGUAUAUUUUAGGGGUCCUACAAGAAGAGGAGAGUGACGAGGAGAGAGAGGAUACACUUCAAGGGAUUUUAUCCGCAUUUCUGGAUGAGGACACUGUGGAAGAUGUUUGCAAACAGAUCAUCAAGCAGUGGACAGAGUGUUGCAGCCGAUCAGCAGCCAGAAGAGAUGCUGAUGAUGCUGAGGUCCAGGCCAUCGCCAGUAUGAUAGAAAAACAAGCUCAGAUUGUGGUGAAACAGAAGGAGGUGUCAGAGGAGUCAAAGAAAAGGAAAGAAGCCCUCCUUGCUCAAUACGCCAACAUAACAGAUGAAGAGGAUGAAGCUGAAGAAGAGGAGCCAACAAGUGGAAAUAUCGUCCCAGGGAAUGAUAAAUCCCUGUUUAAGAACACCAACGUGGAGGAGGUGCUGAACAGACAAAAGCAAAAGCGCGACCAGGCUCGUGAAGACGCUCAGAAGAAGAAGGAAACGGACAAGAUGCAGCGGGAGAAGGACAAACUCGCCAAACAAGACAGAAAAGAGAAGGAGAAGAAGAGGACACAAAAAGGUGAACGCAAAAGAUAAAACCAAGGGAAAGGACACUUUGUAUAGGCAAAGGUUUUGUAACCAGACAAACACAAAAAAAAAAAAAACAAGUCAUUGCCUCCUUUUAGUUCAAACCUCAUUGGCACCUUCAGUAUGUGAAUGACUUCAUCAGACCCUCCUUGUUAAUUACUUUCUGUGUAAAGAGCAAUGUGCUGGAUGUUGUGCAGAUCUGGAUACUGAUAUGGGAAGUAUGUGGUCUAAGAAUAAAGUUGCAGAUCUUUAUAUGAUGAUGAUUGCAAUAGUCAAGUCUUGUCGAUGACAAAAAAAAGUACUUAUUUAAGUCUCUGCCAAUAUGAUGUCGUUCCAGCAACUGUGAAACAUGCUUCAGCUAAGCUUUGACAGUUACCACUGACAUGAACAAAGUAUUCACCUAAAACAUAAAUUGGAUCGAUUGUGGUAAAAAUUGAGACACACUUAAAGAGUAACUCAAUCCAGAGUUUCUGUUAUUAUCCUCUAUGCCGAUAUCUUGCAAAUACCUUUAAUUUCUGCACAACUUCUAAGUAAAGGCAAUUUUCAUGUCAAAUGUUUUUACUUAAUUUUCAUUGCUUUAGGUUUCAGUUUUACAGUCUAUGCAUUUUGUGUGAGAUCAAGAACAAAGGACCGGUUGCUAAAUUAUACCUCAAAUAUAUCAUGUACCAUGAUUUGAAUGUUUAUAAUGAGGUUCAUCAUCUUUUUAAAGUAAUAAAAAACACUUUCAGCCA
Molecule: messenger RNA, 1376 nt
Organism: Seriola dumerili (greater amberjack)
Lineage: Eukaryota; Metazoa; Chordata; Actinopteri; Carangiformes; Carangidae
Gene: ccdc43
Product: coiled-coil domain containing 43
Exons: 5
Coding region: 7-654 (215 amino acids)
Source: RefSeq, a predicted model, not a curated record